Messenger RNA from Electrophorus electricus (electric eel), 1818 nucleotides. RefSeq names its product TSEN2 tRNA splicing endonuclease subunit (gene tsen2). Gene Ontology annotation, biological process: tRNA-type intron splice site recognition and cleavage; tRNA splicing, via endonucleolytic cleavage and ligation. NCBI's taxonomy places the organism in Eukaryota, Metazoa, Chordata, Actinopteri, Gymnotiformes, Gymnotidae. Gene Ontology annotation, molecular function: tRNA-intron lyase activity; nucleic acid binding. Gene Ontology annotation, cellular component: cytoplasm; tRNA-intron endonuclease complex. The record is from RefSeq and is a predicted model, not a curated record.
GCGACUCGGCGUUGGCCAGAAGCACGUAUUGAAAUAAGGGAUAUGUAGCUAGCAGGCAAGCAUAUUUAACUUAUAUUGCUUGAAUAUGCAGAAUUCGUAUUUGUUAAUAAUGUCACAAGUGUGUAGAGAUUGUUCCGCCGAUAUUAACAUCUGUUUUGUUUAAAACCGUUCCAAGCUAUUGUCGCUUCUUGCUAUCUUGCUAAUGCCAUUUUGAGCGUGGUUCUCUCCGCACGCUGAGUCAAAACGGGAAAACUUGUGAAAAGUGAUUCUUCCACUAGUAACAUGUACGGUCAUAUAUGACUGAUCAGACUUGUCCAGUCAAUGAUGGAAGCGAUAUUCCAGGCUCCGAAACGUAGGGCAAAGAUUUAUGAAUCAUUCGACACGCCUCUUCCUAUUCCAUGUAGAAAAGAUGCUUCCGAGCAUCAGAAGAACCUCAUAUACAAAGCUGAAAUAAUUAAUCAUCAUGUUAUAGUCAGGAGAACUGACCAUAUGCUAGCGCUAUAUGGAAAGGGUUACUUUGGUAAAGGAGUUCUGUCGAGAAGUAGACCUGAACACACUAUUUCUGAACGGUGGGAAUACAUAGGUGACAAAUGUUUGCCUGUCAUCUGCUUGUCAAAGUACCAGAAACAUGUGAGGUGGGCCCACUCAGUUCUCCUGGCCCAGGGAUUGGAUGAAGAAGUUGUGAAUGAUAUGCUGCAGAAGCUGACGUAUCCCAUUGAGCUAGACCUAAGAGAAGAGCCUGGCAGAAACCCAUGCAGCUCUGAAGAGAAUCAAGAGCCAAGAGCACCUCAGACACCAGCUUCCUUCAGUGCGAGUCAGGACCAGUCAAUGGAGGAAGCAACCACUGGAAAAGAAGGGAGCAACCAGGAAAAGGACUUUGGAGCUCCAGCGGCUGAAUUAUCACAUAGGCAAGGGAAUCCCCUCUAUGAUCCUCUGUCUGAACUCUAUCCCCAAGAGCCUGAGUCAGUGGAUCCAGCUGCGCUGACAGUGGUCAAAUGCAGAAGACACGACGACUGGAUCAUCCACUGUGGAUGUUGGCCAGAUGAGAGCCAAAUGGCAAGCAUUCUGUCAAACUCCAGCGCCCAAGGCCAUGGUCUGUCUGGAGCUUGUGACUAUGUUCUGGUGGAGGAACUUGAUGAAGAGGAUAGUGGAGAUCCUAAUCAGAAUAACAUCUCCAAUGUCAGGACAGGCAAAUUGGUUUGCAGAAUAAACCCUUUUAACAUGAUGGAAUACCUUCAGCUCAGUUAUGAAGAGGCUUUCUUCUUGGUCUAUGCACUUGGAUGCUUGUCGAUUUAUUACGAUGGGGAGCCACUGUCAGUUCUUAAGGUGUGGGCCAUGUUUCGUUCAGCACAGCCCAACUUUGAAACCACGUAUGCAGCCUAUCACUACUUCCGCAGUAGAGGCUGGGUUCCCAAGUCGGGCAUUAAAUACGGAGCAGAUUUAAUGCUGUAUCGGAAGGGGCCACCGUUUUAUCAUGCAAGCUACUCUGUAGUGGUGGAGAGAGUUAAAGAAUCAUUCCAAGGUGCUCCACUGAGGCCCUUCAACUGGAGGUCUUUCGCCGCCCUCAGCAGAGUCACUUGUAACGUCUCAAAGGAGUUGAUGCUUUGUUACAUCAUCAUGCCACCAGAUAUGAGGGAUGAGGUGUUCUUACCAGAGUUCCUGAAAAGAGUCAAAGUUCAGGAGCUCAUUGUAAGCAGAUGGAUAUCUUCAAGAGAACGAAUGGAGCAGGAAGAAAUUUAGACAACUUAAUUUCUUGUUUAUCAGUAAACUGUUUACAGAUUAUCUUUCAGUGUGAAUAAAGAUACCUUGUGCACUGCA